This is a messenger RNA of Mixia osmundae IAM 14324, 1692 nucleotides long. RefSeq lists its product as uncharacterized. The coding region runs from base 1 to 1692 and encodes 563 amino acids. The transcript is spliced from 2 exons. Lineage: Eukaryota; Fungi; Basidiomycota; Mixiomycetes; Mixiales; Mixiaceae. The record is from RefSeq and is a predicted model, not a curated record.
AUGAUAGACCGAUCAUCAUCGUCAUCGCGAUUUGUCAUGCAGUCGAACGGCGGAGGCGCAACAGCAGCAGCCACUCGCUUAUCGAUGACCAAGAUCGACCUGCUCGAGGCAACCGUCGAGCAAUUACACCAAUGUCUCGAUCGUGGCGACAUCACUGCAGUCCAGCUAUGCAAGGCCUAUCUCGCCAGGAUCGAGGAGACGAGGCACCUCAAUGCAGUCAUCGAUGUGCCGACAGAGGCUGCUCUCAAGGAGGCUGAAGAAUCUGAUGCACGUCGAAAAGCUGGCAAGUCGCUCGGCAUUCUCGACGGUAUCCCGGUACUUGUAAAGGACAACAUCGCGCUCAGACCGACCAAAGGUGUUCAAACGACCGCGGGAUCCUUAGCCCUCGAAGGAGGUAUCACUUCGGCCGAUGCGACCAUUGUGGCCAAGCUACGGUCGGCAGGGGCUAUCAUGCUUGCCACUGCCAAUCUCACCGAGUGGGCCAACGGAAGGGGUGAAAAGAUGCCCAAUGGCUGGAGCGCCCGAGGCGGACAGUGUACUUCGCCCUACCAUGAGAGAGGCGAUGUCUGCGGCUCAAGCUCUGGUAGUGGUGUUGGUAUGGCUAUUGGCCUUGCAGCUCUAGCUCUGGGAUCAGAGACUUGCGGAUCAAUCUGUAUGCCCGCUGGAAGGUGCAACGUCGUUGGCAUCAAGCCGACCGUCGGACUGACAAGCCGCUAUGGCUGCAUUCCUAUCCUGGCCUCUUGUGACUCGCCGGGUCCGAUGACACGCACAGUGCGUGAUUCGGCCAUCCUCUUGCAAGCAAUCGUUGGCAAAGAUGAUGAUGACAAGCAUUCGCUUGACCAGCCCGACACGCCGCCUGAUUAUCUCAAGGCGCUGACGGCGGAUGGCCUCAGUGGCGCUCGUAUUGGCGUCUUGCGCAGUGUUUACACCGACGCAUCCGCCGACAAUGACUUUCCGCAGUCUAUGAUUGAUAUGUAUAACGAGCAAAUUGCGUCUGUCUUCCCUAAACUGGGUGCCACCCUGGUCGAUCCGGCCGAGCUUAUCUGCAGCGAAAGCAAGAAAGACCUCGAAGUUCUCGAAGACGCUCUCUUUGCACUUUCACCCGCAGAGAUGUGCAAUGGCAUAAACUCCUUUAUCGACUUCCUAGCCACUCGGCCGCCCGGUAUCAAUACCCUGCGCGACAUUGUGUCCUUCAACAGCUCACAUGCGAGCGAAGAAUUGCCAGCCUGUCGAGCGAGCCAGGCACACUUCAUCAAAGCUGUGGAGAAUGCUCAAGAAAUGGACGAUCCUGCUUACCUGACGCAAUUGGCAUCGAAUUACGAGAUAGCGCGGCUGAAGGGUAUCGAUGCGACGCUCAAGAAAUACAAUCUUGACGCAUUGAUUGCGCCAAGCGACUCUUGCAUCCGUGUAUUGCCUGGCUUAGCGGGCUAUCCUUUGAUCAGCAUUCCCUGCGGCUUCAUGUCCGAGGAUACAAGACCUUUGGAGCAGACCGACGAGGAGAGGGAGCAUGGCUUACCCAUAUAUCCUGGGCCGGGGGUCCCUUUUGGGAUCACGUUUGUCGGGACGGCUUAUAGCGAGGCUAAGCUGUUGAAAUAUGGUUACGCUUAUGAGCAAGCGACUCAAAUUCGGACAAAGCAAGCACCCAUGAGGUCGGCGACUCCCAAGACGCAGCUUGCAGACGUGAACGUCUAG